ACAACUGCAGCAGCCGGUUUUAAAGUGCAGUAAAAUACAGUACAUUAUGUCCAUGUUGUUGUCAGAGAGAGGAGAUAACUGAGGACAGAAUCCAACGACUCGGAGCCAGAUUCUUACCUGCUCGUGACGCCGCAGCUGACGGACGUCUGCAGAUCCAAGAGCUGGCCACCAUGAUGCUGCCAGAGGAAGAAAACUUCCUGCUUCUGUUUCGCAGGGAGACGCCGCUGGACAACAGCGUGGAGUUCAUGAGGAUCUGGAGGAACUACGACACAGACAGCAGCGGCUACAUUUCAGCCGUCGAGCUCAAGGGCUUCCUUCAGGACCUGUUCCUCCAACACAGGAGGUCCGUCACGCCUGAAAAGCUGGAGGAGUACACUGACACCAUGAUGAAGAUGUUUGACAAAAACAAAGAUGGCAGACUGGAUUUAAAUGACCUGGCCAGAAUUUUGGCCCUGAAGGAAAACUUCUUACUGAAGUUUAAGAUGGACGCCUGCAGUCAGGAGGACAGGAAGAGAGACUUUGAGAAGAUCUUUGCUCACUAUGAUGUCAGUCAGACAUGUGCGUUGGAGGGUCCGGAGGUGGAUGGAUUUGUCAAGGAUAUGAUGGAGCUGGUGAAGCCCAGCAUCAGUGGGACAGACCUGGACAAGUUCAGGAAAGCCCUAAUGGGUCACUGCGAUGUCAACGGAGAUGGAAAGAUCCAAAAGAACGAGCUGGCUCUCUGCCUUGGCCUCAAUCUCAGCUAACAGACCUUCACAACAUCUACACAUGCCUCCUUCCUCCUCCAGUUUUUUUUCCUCCAUCUCUAUUCGCUGUUACUUCCUCUCUUCCCUCCUUCUUUACUUCCUUACUUUUCACUCCCUCCUUUUUUCUCUUUCUUCCCAUGUGACUUCUCUUCCCUCUAAGUUUGAUGUUACCAUGAGCACAGUACAUUCCCACAGUUUUCUAUAUUUUUCUGUAUUAAAAUUCCAGCAGAAGUGAAUAUAAAAUGUAUUAAAAUAGCAUCCAUGCCACCAUGGUUUAAACAAAGACUUGAGCUAUAAAAUGAUAUCUAGCUGGUGUCUUACGAUGAUGGUCUUUUUCAUGACUGCAUGGUAUGCUGCUUCUUUGUUAUGUGGUGAAACUAUUUGCUUGACAUUAAUGUAAAAUAAGUGAAAUGAAUGAUGGUUAGUAAAAUGUGUUGAAUAUU
This is a messenger RNA of Seriola aureovittata, 1186 nucleotides long. RefSeq names its product secretagogin-like. Gene Ontology annotation, molecular function: calcium ion binding. The coding region runs from base 171 to 743 and encodes 190 amino acids. The transcript is spliced from 9 exons. NCBI's taxonomy places the organism in Eukaryota, Metazoa, Chordata, Actinopteri, Carangiformes, Carangidae. The record is from RefSeq and is a predicted model, not a curated record. Gene Ontology annotation, biological process: regulation of presynaptic cytosolic calcium ion concentration; regulation of long-term synaptic potentiation. Gene Ontology annotation, cellular component: cytosol; terminal bouton; synapse.